Molecule: messenger RNA, 351 nt
Organism: Entamoeba invadens IP1
Lineage: Eukaryota; Evosea; Mastigamoebida; Endamoebidae
Exons: 2
Coding region: 1-351 (116 amino acids)
Source: RefSeq, a predicted model, not a curated record
AUGGUAGAUUUCUUAGAGGGGGAACACUGUUGGUGUCUUUUCAAAACCCCUGCAGGUGAACUUCCGUGGCCGUCUAUAGUGAAACGGAUUGUCGACCAACGCACAGUGAUUCUUGAAAUACUCGGAACAAACAAACAUCUCAAAGUCAAGACGGAUUGGGUUCAACACGGGUAUAAAAUGUCGACCCGGUCCGUCAUGUCGAUUGGCUCGAAAUACACAUUGGACAGCGAAAAGUUUGGUGCGUUGUAUGAUGGUGUUCAACAGUUUUUAAAAGAAGAGAAAUUCACGGACACACCACUGACGCCCGAGUUAGAAGAUUUUUGGAUCCAACAAACUCUUUCUAUGAUUUGA